Apodemus sylvaticus (European woodmouse) is the source of this 867-nucleotide messenger RNA. It is a transcript of the gene Kctd4, whose product is annotated as potassium channel tetramerization domain containing 4. Gene Ontology annotation, biological process: protein homooligomerization. Lineage: Eukaryota; Metazoa; Chordata; Mammalia; Rodentia; Muridae. The transcript has a single exon. The record is from RefSeq and is a predicted model, not a curated record. The coding region runs from base 88 to 867 and encodes 259 amino acids. Gene Ontology annotation, molecular function: protein binding.
AAGGCGUGCUUGUGUGGUAGUGUUUCUUUUUUAAAAGAAAAAAAAAUCUCCAAGCCAAGAAGAACAAGCUGAAAUAGCGACUUGAAAAUGGAGCGUAAAAUAAUCAGAAGAGAAAAGGAAAGGGAGUACGAAGGGAGGCACAACAGCCUGGAAGAUGCUGAGCAAGGCAAGAACUGCAAAUCCACACUGAUGACCCUCAACGUUGGCGGAUAUCUAUACAUUACUCAAAAGCAGACACUGACCAAGUACCCAGACACUUUCCUUGAAGGUAUCGUAAACGGGAAAAUCCUCUGUCCAUUUGAUGCGGAUGGCCAUUACUUCAUAGACAGGGACGGGCUUCUCUUCAGGCAUGUCCUAAACUUCCUUCGAAAUGGAGAACUUCUACUGCCCGAAGGAUUUCGAGAAAAUCAACUUCUUGCUCAAGAAGCAGAAUUCUUCCAGCUCAAGGGGCUGGCAGAAGAGGUGAAAUCCAGGUGGGAAAAAGAACAGCUGACACCCCGAGAGACUACUUUCUUGGAAAUAACAGAUAAUCACGAUCGUUCACAAGGACUGAGAAUCUUCUGUAAUGCUCCUGAUUUCAUAUCAAAAAUAAAAUCUCGCAUUGUUCUGGUAUCCAAAAGCAGGCUGGAUGGGUUUCCAGAGGAGUUCUCUGUUUCGUCAAAUAUCAUUCAAUUUAAAUACUUCAUCAAGUCUGAGAACGGCACUCGACUUGUACUAAAGGAAGACAACACCUUUGUCUGCACCUUGGAAACUCUUAAGUUUGAGGCCAUAAUGAUGGCUUUAAAAUGUGGGUUUAGACUGCUGACCAGCCUGGACUGCUCCAAAGGGUCAAUUGUUCACAGCGAUGCACUUCAUUUUAUCAAGUAA